This is a messenger RNA of Lindgomyces ingoldianus, 906 nucleotides long. RefSeq lists its product as uncharacterized. The transcript has a single exon. NCBI's taxonomy places the organism in Eukaryota, Fungi, Ascomycota, Dothideomycetes, Pleosporales, Lindgomycetaceae. Bases 1 to 906 code for a protein of 301 amino acids. The record is from RefSeq and is a predicted model, not a curated record.
AUGGACGAAGCGCCGCCAUACUCGCCCAUGGCUUCGGUGACCGAGCGUCGACUCCCGCAAGAAUACGUUCUGCCUCAAGAAUACCAUGCCAGGCAAGAUGAAGAGGACCUAGAGUUGGUGCGCCCUAAGAGCACGACAGAGGCACGACAUGACCCGCGGACAGACGCGCUGGGCGUUCUCGAGGAGCAGAACACACUCAUGGCGGUAGCUACAGCACCGUCUACCUUGGUGUUUCCUCCAGAGCCACCUCCGAUGUACGCCCCUCUCGACACCCUCGCACACAGCUUCCGGCUCGAUGGUCCGCUGAUCUUUGCCACCAAGACAAGUAGCACGCCACGAUACCAGCUGAUGCAGGAGUUCACGCGGUCUGGCCGGCCACGGAAACUGCACGUUAGGCGGUUGAUGGCGAGCGAAUCGCGGUCGCAUUCGCUACCUUCGUCGUCACAAGAGCCCACAUGGCCGCAAAUAGGAUACGAUGAGGAAGGCACUAUGUACACAAUAACGCCGUAUGAAAUGAAGGGGUUGAGAUCUUCGACUCUCCCGGGAAUUAUCAAACUGGAAUCGGGUUGGAGCAUCUUGGGCGGGAAACGGACUAAGAUAUUCCAUGUCCAGAAGAACGCGCGCAGAGACAGCCUGAAUCCCGAGAACAGUGCACGGAUGCAGAAGUAUGGGUACCAUGCUGACGAUGAGUGGGACAAGAAGUUGCUCUUCUCUGUGAGAAGGGGAAGUUGGGAGGAUGGUGUUAGUAGGAGGGUUGCUGUUGAGGAGCAUGGAGACGAGGGGGCACAGUUUGAGAUUCUGGAGGAAGUGAGCGGGGCGAGGAGAGAUUUGAUGGUGAGUUGUUGGGUCAUGAAGAUGUGGAUGGUGAAGGGAAUUAGGUGGGAGGGGGAUGUAAAGGGGUGGUAA